Messenger RNA from Aspergillus campestris IBT 28561, 897 nucleotides. RefSeq lists its product as uncharacterized. The transcript is spliced from 4 exons. The record is from RefSeq and is a predicted model, not a curated record. NCBI's taxonomy places the organism in Eukaryota, Fungi, Ascomycota, Eurotiomycetes, Eurotiales, Aspergillaceae. Bases 1 to 897 code for a protein of 298 amino acids.
AUGUCUUCGCGGCCUCCUCCCGUCGAAGGGCAACCCCAGACCAGCAGUCCGACUCCCGGGGGAGAUGACCAGUUGCAGACAACCCCUCGCGCUUCGAGACGCAUCAGGGGUGAAGCCGCCGUGCCGUCGUCGUCUCCCAUGUUCUUCCAGUCCUCGCCGUCGAAAGCAAACAGCAGUGCUGCUCAGACCCCGGACGCCAGGAUGGAUGAACCGAGCUCACCAGUGCGAGCGCCCUCGUCGAUGAAUGACGGGGAGACCACACCACGGGGGAAUGGACAGGCGAUGAGAGAUUCGUCGCCCAUUCGAUACAUGUCGAGCUCCAGCCCCACGCGUGCACACAGCCGUCCAGUGGGACGAUCUGAUAUCCCCAGCAGCAGCAGCGGCCUGUUUGUGUCGUCCCGCUCCGCAACCGGUGGCCAGCGCACCGCGCCCCGCCGCAAUGAUCUUGACUCGGGUGGCUUCGGUCUACCCCCAGUCUCCGACGCGACGUUCUCCAACAUUCACCCGGACACCUCGGAGGCUGAAGCCCUCGGUGGCAGCUCCACCCGUGUAAUCUGGGGUACGAAUAUCUCGAUCCAGGACUCUAUGUCGGCAUUCAAAAGCUUCCUAUACAACUUCGCCACUAAAUAUCGACUGUGGGGGGAUGGGGCCAGUGAUGACGAGACUCGCCGUAUGGGCGAUGCGGCCGAGGUGAAGGAGUACAUCAACAUGCUGAACGUGAUGCGCCAACUGGGUGUCACCAGCAUGAACUUGGACGCGCGGAACCUCAAGGCCUACCCGUCAACCCUCAAGCUGUGGCACCAGCUGCAUGCCUACCCCCAGGAAAUCAUUCCCCUGAUGGAUCAGACCGUGAAAGACGUCAUGGUGGAGCUAGCGAUCAAGGAGGGGAACGUCUGA